Molecule: messenger RNA, 4847 nt
Organism: Aedes albopictus (Asian tiger mosquito)
Lineage: Eukaryota; Metazoa; Arthropoda; Insecta; Diptera; Culicidae
Gene: Tm1
Product: tropomyosin-2
Exons: 8
Coding region: 802-2994 (730 amino acids)
Biological process (GO): muscle contraction; actin filament organization
Cellular component (GO): actin filament
Molecular function (GO): actin filament binding
Source: RefSeq, a predicted model, not a curated record
GAAACUUUUAUUUUUAGAGCUUCGUGCGAGUGGCAUUCGCGGGUGCAUUGCACGCAUACCAUCACCGCAGCGCGGCGGUAUUAAAUAUGGCGUCAUCUUCUUCAUGCGAUGCGAUGUGCCGGCGGUCAGCUCAUGCGCAGGGUGGUCGCAUGACAAAGUCACGACGAAAGUGAUCAUGACCGGUCGGGUGGAUCGGAGGUGUCAUGACUAAAUGGACUUUCUCUCGUUCAUCUUCGAAGAGGAUGAUGGCGGUUGACAGAUGAAGAGCGCCAGAGUUGGGCCAGAACCAAUCAUCCUCUAAUUAUACUUAUAGGAACUGUGUUUAUUGGUAAUUUUGACUGCGGCGACAGCGAAGACUACUCCGACUCGUGAUGUCGCCGAUAGUGAUCGUGGACGACAGCGGGGGUGUUGUGUCAGCCAGCCAGCCAGCGAUCGCUACACGAGCGAGAGCAGGAAAAUAGAUUGAGAGCGCGAGGGUCAGCCAGAGGAAUCGUAAGAAUGCCGGCAGUUUUUUCGCUGGCCCCACGAGAUCGGUGCGGAGUUUCAUUCAUGAGAUAAGUACACUAUCCGGCACAUUGUUGGAAGAGACGAGAUGCAGUGAAAACCGCAUCCCGUGCUGCUCCGCAGAAAAAAAGAAAAUACAAGUUGCAUACAGAAGUUUAGUUUCGGUGCUGAAAUUCUAUAAACCAAGUGCGUAUUAUCGUCAAAGUACAAAUUAACACGUAGAGUAAACCGCAGUCCGUGAACAGAAGAAGGAGAGCUUGUUUGUGGCGAAUGAUAUCGGUUUGAUUGGCGUAGAGAAUGAUCGGAGUGAUAUCGUAUGGCAAUAGAAAACGAGGAUCGAGUUGUUUCAAUAGUAAACCACGAGGCAACGGCGGUGGCGGUGGAAAACGUGCCAAAAAACAGCGACAUUCACGACAGCAUGCAUCGGUGGCUGCAGCAGCAGCCAAUCGUCGGGGUAAUAACAGUGCCGGCCACGAGAGCGCGCUAGCGUUGAUCAACUGUGGCCAAGAGCAGCUGACAGCGCAGAAGAGCCGAGCGAAAACUGUGGUGGCGAAAAAGAAGCGCCACCGAACAGCGAAACCAGCAAGCAGCAGACGUAGCUCAGUGUCAGUGACAGGAGCAGCAGCAGUGAGUAAAAAACAAGAACAAGUACGAUCGACGAGUUCGGCAAGUUUGGCCGAUGGUGGUGCUGCUAGUAAAAUGUGCGAAAAUAAUCCCGUUCCGUCUGGAGGAUCGGGCAGAAAACGGGGUCACCAGCAUCACCCGAGGUUCAGCGGCAGCAGGAAGUCCAACGUACCGGCCGAGGACGUGAUUGCAGCGUUGAGAGGUGCUUUCGAUUGCAGCGGAACGAUUACGACGACGACGACGUUGACGUCGGGAGGAGGAGGCAGUCUCAGCAGUAGCUCGUCAUCGUCGUCACUGCUGAUUGGCAACAGUAUAGUAAACACAGAUAUAAUCAUUGGCGGAGACGAGAAUGCGAAUCCCAACCAGCAGAAUGUCACCAUCGGAGCGGGGGUGGAAGACGAAGACAAACAAACCAUUCUGAUGACGAUCGAUGCUGAUAAUGAUGGUGGAGUUGCUGAAGAUGAUGAUGAUGUUGUAAAUAAUAAUAGCCACAAUCUAGGCCAGGAUCUCAACCCGGAAGUGGAACUAGACCAAGAUAUCAGUAAAAGUAUAAUAGAAGACGACGAAAGGCUGAUAGAACCAAGUGAUGAGUUGAUUAAUCAACAACAAAGUAAGAACAACAGCAACAGCAAUAGUCUAGUUAGUAGCGAUAUAAGCAAUAGCACGGCUAGUAAUGUAAUAGUGAUAGACGAUGACGAGGACGACGAUGGAGGAGGCAGCGCUGCUAGUGGCGAACCGUUGGAGAUCAGCAAGCUGGAGGAACCGCCCAGCAGCGGUCAGGAGCUAGUCAAGCAAAUCAGCAAGAAGCUGAAACGCAGCAAAAAGAGUCCGUCCUCGGAUGAUUCCAGCAAUGCUAGCGCAGGCCGGAAAAAGUCCAGCACCGGCAGUAAAAAAUCUUCCAAAAAUUCCGAUGGCAGUAGCAGCACCAGCAACGGCAGCAAGCAGCGGAAAAAGAUCCGGGCUUCGACGGGUGAUAUUUCCAAACUGGAGCGAGCGCUGGGAGACGGAGCACCGUGCGAGGACGGGACAGCGGCGGACGAGAACGAUCCGGAUGCGGCGGAAUGGGCCAAACUGCGCUGUACCAGCGAACGGACUGAGGUCAUCGCCGAAAGGGAACAUCGACGGCAGAAACGAUGCGCGGACUAUCCAGGGCUGGCUUUCGGACGGUCCAUAUUCAGCUCGGACACGAUGAUGAAGUUCAACAUCAUCCGGAACGAGCUGCACAACAUCAUGAAGACACAGUUGAAACGGGCCGAAUCCGAAGUCGCUGCCCUGAACCGUCGUAUUCAGCUGCUGGAGGAAGAUCUGGAACGUUCGGAAGAACGUCUGGCUUCCGCCACGGCUAAGUUGUCAGAGGCUUCGGCGGCUGCUGAUGAGAGCGAACGGAUUAGAAAAGCCCUUGAAAACCGUACAAACAUGGAAGACGAUAGAGUAGCGAUACUGGAAGCACAAUUAUCCCAGGCCAAACUAAUAGCAGAAGAAGCAGACAAAAAAUACGAAGAGGUGGCCCGGAAGCUAGUACUCAUGGAACAGGACCUGGAACGUUCCGAAGAGAAGGUCGAAAUGAACGAAAGCAAGAUCGUCGAGCUUGAGGAGGAGCUGCGCGUUGUCGGUAACAACCUGAAGUCGCUGGAAGUCUCGGAAGAAAAGGCGACGCAAAGAGAGGAAACGUACGGCGGCCAAGUGAGAAUACUGGAUCAGCGUCUCAAGGAGGCUGAGGCUCGUGCUGAAUUCGCUGAACGUUCCGUUCAGAAGUUGCAGAAGGAAGUCGACAGACUCGAGGACGAACUAAUGCACGAGCGUGCCAAGAACAAAAUGCUGCAGGAAGAGAUGGAAGCAACCCUGCACGACAUUCAGAACAUGUAACCGUGGCAACGGAUGCUACUGCAACGCCUACUACAACUACAAACAAACUUCCAAACAGCAACCAUACACCAAUCAACAAAAUAGAAGAUGGCGGAAAAGAUGCUGAAACACUGAAAAGUUAUGGGCCCCCACACUAGUCCUCGGGUGCCGUCAAAUACUACUUCCGCCGACAGCAUUGUUGUUCUACUCGCUGCUGUUACUCUCAUCGCGUUAUUUGAGGCUGUCACAUCUUCUACUUCGUCUAUGUUUUGCUGGAAGAACAAAGAAGACGACACACUUAACAUACUGCUGCAAACAACACCCACAAGUAUAACGUUAAGGAAGGAUCUGUCACGAAACAAUACACAAACACAAACACACAUUUACCAACCAACCAACAUACAAAUACCUACUCACGCGACCGCACACAAGUCAAGGUAGCAAAACGUUAUUACACAUAGGGGAUGCCACUGAGAAGCGAGUGACAUCUACCGGCGAAUGGAACCCGGUAGCGUGCGACUUGCGUUUAUUCGAUUAUAUUAGGAUUAUUGUACAUUCGCAUGCCAAGUGGACGAACAUUCCGCGUACAUUAACAUUCGAGUUUUUUCUUUGUCUCUGUUCAAAGCCAAUCAAAAAAGACAUUCUACUCUUGUUAAGUAGCAAGUAUGCUGGACAGCUUAAAGUUUACUAGGAUUAUGUGAAUAAAUUAGAGAAGGAAAUCCGUUACUGCCCCAUUAAUUUUACAUUCUUGCGAUUGCGCCGCCUUUCGAUUGAUUUUACAAUUCACUAUUGUUUCUCCUUCAAGAUGCCUAUUUUCCGUUUUUAAUUAUUUUGUCUUCCGGUUGUUUUGUAGAAUUUAAAGAAAUGUCGCGCAUUUAAUGUCAACCAAAUGCAUUUAUUUGCUGUAUAAAAACAUUUUGAAAGGCGGAAAAUGAUCAUUCCAACUUUAGCGUGCAGCGUGUCACCGUAAAAUAAAGAACAAUCGCCACAAAAUCAAAACCGAUUUUCGAAAUGUUAUCAAUGAUUAAGAAUUGCACAAAAGAAAACAUACAUUUGCAAAACUAUCCAGAUAAGGUUACACACCCAUAGAGAUUUAAGUAGUUCGAAGAUGCCGCGGAAUCGAUGAAUUCGGCAACAGCAAAAAAAUGGUUCAAUUCGUAUAACGCGUGCAUCUACUCUCGUCGUCGCUCUGUACGUUCGUUUCGAUAGGAUUUUACUCUUGAGUCCUCUUCUUAAUUUUAGUUUACGUUUCGUUUCUUUCUGCAAUAAGUUAUCACUAUUUUUAUUUAGAAACCCGAAAGGAGCAGAUUAAAUGCAUGCAGAGAAUAAUUUAUGAAAGAGCAGUUCUUUUUAUGAAUAGUUUUUAAGGAACAGCAUGAGAUAUUUCAGAAAGUUGUAGGAUCGGUGGAAAAUCAAUCGGAAGAACCGGAUGGGAAUUCGUUUUAGUUAACAUUUCAAUGUGCCUUCAAUCCGUCAGUUGUUUUGGCAAGCGAUUGCUUCUUUUCCGAUUGAUUUUUCGAGCCGGAUUUUAUUGAUGAGGAGAACAUGGCAAAGCCAUUUCGCGAGUAUUUUUUGUCUUCUCUUGCGUCGUAAUCUAAGCGCAGUUAAUUGGUAAGGAUUGGUAUUCCGUCAAGUCCAUUCCAGAAACCGAGUACACAAACACACAGACAGGAAUCAGAUCAGAUCAAAGCUCGAGAGAAGAAGUGUACACGCAAACUUCACGAUCAAUACUGUUAGCAUUUAGGAAUCAAAAGCAUUCAUUUCAACGUUUUGCCAAUAAACCAACAAAACCCAACAACAACAAAACAACAGCAACUAUAAAAUGAUAUCAUAUUUGAGUGUUUAUAAUAAUAUAUUAUUUUAUUUAAAGCCGA